Microcebus murinus (gray mouse lemur) is the source of this 967-nucleotide messenger RNA. RefSeq names its product transmembrane protein 225B (gene TMEM225B). Gene Ontology annotation, biological process: negative regulation of phosphatase activity. The record is from RefSeq and is a predicted model, not a curated record. Lineage: Eukaryota; Metazoa; Chordata; Mammalia; Primates; Cheirogaleidae.
UCCAUCCGACUCUCGAUUACUCCGCCCCCGCCCCUCCCGUGAGCGAGGCCAGUACUAGGAGUAAACAUGCAACUGCCAGAUCACCACAUCGCUGACAAGGGACAGGUCAUGCUGACAUUAGAGGAGAAGGAUAUGAAGGGAUUCACCUGGGCCGUAGCCCCGGCCUUGACCUGCCUGGGCUACCUGCUCAUCCUGCUGGUGUCCGUCUUUCCCUUCUGGGUGCGGCUCAUGAACGAGGAGUCCCAUGAAGUGUUUUUCAGUGGCCUGUUUGAAAACUGCUUCCAUAUCAAGUGCUGGAAGCCUCGACCCUUAUCCAUUUACAUCCUCCUCGGCCGGGUUUUCCUGCUCUCUGCAGUCGUACUGGCUUUCCUCACCACCGUCAUCAUGGUGUCCUUUGCAUCUGAGCUCUUCCCAAGGACCCGGAAGUGCACUUUUGUGUCAGCCUUCAUCAGCUUCCUCACAGGGGCCUGUGCCUUCCUGGCCUUGGUGCUGCAUGCCCUGGAGAUCCAGGAUCUGAGGAUGAAGCCCAGCCCCCCACAGUUCUUCGUGCAGUGGCCUUACUAUAUCCUGGGCUUCGGCAUCCUUCUGUUCGUGGUGGCUGGUGUCAUCUACCUCUCUCAAGAAAUAGCCUGCCCCAGCUGCCAUCUGUUGCCCAUUUCUCAGAAUAUUGAGGAGUCCCGGGGGAGCCUGCAGCUGGACAAGCUGGAGAGUUUGGGAGGAGAACUGAGCUCAGUACAAAAGGAGACACUGCUGAAGGAAGAAACAGUUAUCUAGCCCAGGAUGUUUUCCCUCUACCCUCUUGGAGCUGGGUGAGUGCACGUGUAGGUGUAUGUACCUCCCACCUCUCCACCAGUGUCUGCUGCCUUUCAGGAGCUUCUUGAGUGUUGAAUCAACCCUCCACAUUCUCAUACUCAGAGUGAUUCUGUCUUCCUUGUAUCUGAAAUUUCUUAAAAGUUCUUUGAACUCC